Messenger RNA from Calliphora vicina (urban bluebottle blowfly), 303 nucleotides. It is a transcript of the gene NdufA3, whose product is annotated as NADH:ubiquinone oxidoreductase subunit A3. The record is from RefSeq and is a predicted model, not a curated record. Lineage: Eukaryota; Metazoa; Arthropoda; Insecta; Diptera; Calliphoridae. The transcript has a single exon. Bases 7 to 231 code for a protein of 74 amino acids.
UUUAACAUGUCCGCUCCUGCUGCCCGUAAUUCCGUAGGACUUAUUAAAAGAGCCUGGAAUGAAAUUCCAGAUAUCGUUGGUGGAUCUGUGCUAGCAAUCAUUGGGUUAGGUUUAGCUGGUAUUGGCUUGGCUACCUAUUACGGAAAUGAUGGCGAUAAUCGUCGUUACAAACUGGGAUACGUAGUUAUGCGUCCUGACGAUCCUAGAGCAGCAAAAGUUCAUAAGGAUUAAAAAUAUUAAAAACGAUGUUAUAAGUGUUUAAAAAAAAAUAUAGUGAUUUUUAUUGCAAGCUAAAAAAUACAA